AUGGUCACCUUCAACCUCGCAUAUACAGCCCCUAUCAACCCCUCCGGCGCGUCGCCUGCCCUCACGAUUCCCCAGAUCUGGGCGGGUUUGGAGCGCAAAGUCCGACGCGCACAGGACUUCGUGCCCAUUAUUGAGGAGUGCAACGUGCUGUCCGAGGAAACAUCGCAGGAGACGGAUAACUUAACUGUCGUACGCGAGGUCCGGUUCGCGGCGGGCCAGGAGCCGGAUAGCGGUAGUGGAGGCAGACUGGUCAAGGAGAUAUGCACGCACUAUCCCCCAUGCCGUGUCGACUUCGGACAGCCGGACGGAAGCAAUAUCUCGAACAUUGUUAGCGAAGGACCUGGCGGAGAGUUGCUUAUGACGUAUGCGUUUGAGUGGAGAUACCCUGGUGUCAAGCAGGGAAGCGAGGAGGCGAAGAAGUUAGAGGAGAGAAGCUGGAAGACGGCGAGGAUGGCUGUUCAUGGUACCAUCGACACCGUACGUCGAUUAGUCAAGGACGGCGAAAUCCAGUAA
Messenger RNA from Daldinia vernicosa, 513 nucleotides. Its product is annotated as DUF1857-domain-containing protein. The coding region runs from base 1 to 513 and encodes 170 amino acids. The record is from RefSeq and is a predicted model, not a curated record. NCBI's taxonomy places the organism in Eukaryota, Fungi, Ascomycota, Sordariomycetes, Xylariales, Hypoxylaceae. The transcript is spliced from 2 exons.